Molecule: messenger RNA, 4025 nt
Organism: Drosophila miranda
Lineage: Eukaryota; Metazoa; Arthropoda; Insecta; Diptera; Drosophilidae
Gene: Trc8
Product: protein TRC8 homolog
Exons: 8
Coding region: 807-3221 (804 amino acids)
Biological process (GO): ERAD pathway
Cellular component (GO): endomembrane system; endoplasmic reticulum
Molecular function (GO): ubiquitin protein ligase activity
Source: RefSeq, a predicted model, not a curated record
UUAAUUUUGGGUACUACUCCACAAAGCAUUCACCAGUCUUGACCUCGAGUUUUUCUCCGAACCCAACAGAAAAAUUCAAAAUUUAAUUUUCCCGCGCGCAACUUCUCAAAUCAGCUGUGCCCGCAGUCACAACGCAACACUGGUCAAGCCACUGUACGAUAGCUCGCACGUUAGUUGCACAUAUCGAAAGAACAGAAGAAAACAGGAGUAGUACAGUGGAAAAACUCACUCGAAAUUGCACUCAAAACAGCUCUCGCAGAGGAGAAAAACAAAGUUUAAAGUUCGUACGAGUCGAAAAAUCGAGGCAAAACCAAACGCAAAACACAUAUUUGCAAAGGUAAUUGUUGGUCCGCGAGCGAGGGACCGAACAGCGAACGAAAACACCCAACGAGCAGCAAUAUUUGUGCUACAAAAUCCGAGAGCUGAAUCGAAGGAAAAACCUUUAACGUUACCACCUGCCUCUGCACCCCCUUCCUUCCAAUACUUCUCACCAGUGCAUACACACCAACACAUACAUACACACGGACACACACACCUGUGCAGCUAUUCUUUUUGCGAAAUCCAAGACGAAACCCAGACAGCAGUUAGAGCAACAGAGAUCCACGUAGAAACCAGCAAAGCAAACAGCAAUCAGCUCCAAAUGCGUGUGCCAUCGCUUGGGGGAAGGUAGAUAAAUUGAAAAUUGGAAUCGCCGCCGAUCAACGAACGCGUCGAAGGGACGGGUGGACGGACGGGGCCGAUUAGUGCUGUGUCACGUCGCAUCAGCCACAAACGCUGCCGAGCAGACGAACAGACAAGCCAUAGUCAUGUCCAUGCGCACUAAGGUUUUGGGCCUGGUGGAUGUGAUGAUGCGGGUGCCGCCCGUGCUGGUCAUCGAUGAGAUACUGAAGAUUGGCAUGGGCCUGCCCACACGAUUCUAUCCGGAGACCAAUCCGCCCCAGUCGCCGGUCGCCGAGGAUGUGGGUUUUCUAGCCGAUGCAGAUACACCGGGAGCCGCAGCCGAUGCAUUCGCCGCCCUCAAGGCAUUCUUCGGAUUGAGCGAUGCUGCCCAAAGCCCCGUGAUCCCCACCGCCAGCCCACUCGAACAGUCCAUCGAUAAUGCCUCCAAAUCGGCGAUGAAGGACGGGAUGCUCAGCACCGGCUUCAACAUGCUCAUGACCGAGCUGUCACACGACGAGACGCUAUCGGAUGUCCUCAGCAUAACGACGGUCAAAUUCAUGAUAUGCCUAUUCGGUUUCCUAUCCGCCGCUUGCAUUUUCAUGCUCUGGACGCGGCACCUGGUGAUGGUGUACAUGUUUCUCACUUCCCUCGGACUCACGUUCCUCUCCUACUGGUCAAAUGUGAGCGCCCUGGCGCUCAUGGAGCGGAGUCCCUGCAUACUGGAGGACCUGAUAUCGCUCAAAACGACGAGAUUACUGGACUCGGGCGGGGUGAUCAUGUCGCUGGCGCCGCACGUCAUGGCGCAGUGGUUCAUGGGCAUGCUCUUCGCGUACAUACACCUAGGACCGAGAUACGAACUGCUGCAGAAGUCGAUGCCCAUUAUAUUCACUAGUCCCAUUCUGGUUGCCAUGCUGCCGCUGCCACCGCACGUGGUAGAACACCUGCCCGUGAUAGCCGGCACCACGCCCAUUAUCCUCACGCUGGUCACGAUGGUGUACAGCUCCAUGGAGGCCAGUCGAACGGUGUACAAUGGCUACCAAUACGUCAUGAACUUUGUCACCAACUUUGGCCUUUCCGCUUUGAUCGAGAACGAGUGGCAGCGACUGAAUGUGCCCAAUGUCUUGCGUGUGUUCUGGACAAUCCGAAUCAUUCAGGGAGGCUAUGCCCUGGCCGUCGCCGAUUCCAAUGAGCCCUUCCAAUUGUUUCCGGCAAUCGAGAAGCUCCUGGUCGAUGGCUGCGAGACACUGACUGCCGUACUGGGCAUGACGGGGGUGAUAUCCAUGAUCUGCCACUACAUUGGCCGAGGCUUUCAGUGGUUUUUGAUGACCUACGACAACGACGAGGAGAAAUCGUUGGGCACCGUCUCUGCGGUGCUCUUCUACAUCCUAGCCCUGCAGACUGGACUCACAUCUCUGUCGCCGGAGAAGCGAUUUGUGCGCUUGUGUCGAAACCUAUGUCUUCUGAUGACCGCCCUGCUGCACUUCUUGCACAACAUCGUCUCGCCCAUACUGAUGUCGCUGAGUGCGGCUCGAAAUCCGUCACGCAAACGCCACGUGCGAGCCCUCACCGUCUGCGCAUUCCUCAUUGUGACGCCCGUUUCAUUGUUGUACUACUUGUGGCUGCAGCGCUCCAUCUCCACAUGGCUGUUGGCAGUCACCGCCUUCUCAGUGGAGGUGAUCGUCAAGGUGCUCGUCUCGCUGGCCACGUACACGCUGUUCUUGGUGGACGCCCGCCGGCAGUUCUUCUGGGAGAAGCUUGAUGACUAUCUGUACUAUGUGCGUGCCUUUGGCAAUUCCGUGGAGUUCUGCUUCGGCAUUCUACUGUUCAUCAACGGCGCCUGGAUACUGAUCUUCGAGUCGGCCCAAAAUGCUACAGGCGGCGCCAUCAGAGCUAUCAUGAUGUGCAUCCACGCCUAUUUCAAUAUCUGGUGCGAGGCCCGAGCUGGCUGGUCGGUGUUCAUGAAGCGACGUUCGGCCGUGCACAAGAUCUCGUCCCUACCGGAGGCAACGCCGGCCCAGCUCCAAGCGUUCGACGAUGUUUGCGCCAUUUGCUACCAGGUGGAAAUGUACUCGGCCAAGAUCACGCGCUGCCGCCACUUCUUCCACGGCGUUUGCCUACGCAAAUGGCUGUAUGUCCAGGAUCGCUGCCCCCUAUGCCAUGAGAUAAUGAUGUACACUGAGAAGGCCGAGGAGAAUGUGCCGGAGCCUGAGCCAGCGGAGGCUGAGCAAGCAGAGUACCUGUAUCCCCGAGACGAUGCGAACAACGCUGGGGCCACGGGCCGCUUACCAGAGAGGGCCAUCGCUGCCGAUGCGACGGAGGCUUCCACAGCUGCCUCCACCUCGAAUGCCGCAACGGAAUCAGCGGCAGUUAUUUCCGAGGCAGCAGCCGCUGCUGCCGAGGCACGAUCCGCUUCGGUCUCCGCCAGCAGCAGCAAUGCCAGCUUCAUCACAGCUUCCAACCAGCCCCCAACACCGUCGGCCACGUCGGCGGCGGCUGCUGUGGCCACCGCGGCGGCCAGCAAUACGACGCACAUCUUCCGGGUUAUCCAGGAACAGGAGUGAGCGAUGAGGGAUUGAUCGGAUCGGGAUUGCUCGCGUACCUUCUAUCUGUCUAUCAAUCAAUCUAUAUAUAUAUCUACCACUUGAUUGUUCUGUGUGUUAGUGUACUUAUGUAAAAAUGCGAAUCUGUCUAGUGAAGAAGGGCUUCUUCAUACGUUUAAAGCAAUCUAUUCCUAUAACACCCAACACACACACACACACACACACAUACACAAACACAAACAAGCACGCACGCACCUUCGAUCCUCAUAGGCACACACGACAUAAACAUAUACACAUAUAUACAUAUAUAAACAAAUACAGCCAUGCUUAAUUAAAUUAUAUACCAUGCAUAUAAUAGAGCGCUGAUCGAGACGAAAUUUGAACCAGAGAUCUAUGUACGUUAAGUUUAUGGUAAAAGUUGAUCCAAAAAUGUUGAAACACACAAAAAAACGUUAGACCUAAGUUCUGCAGCGGAUGAAAGAGUGUAAAAAACAAAAGAAAACAAAACAACAAACAAAAAAAAAGAUCAGUAAACAAAUAACAUGUAUGUGGGGAAGUCUGAAAAUGAUUUAAUCAAGUUACCAAGUAAAGUUAGUUAAAAGCGCGAGAGAAGAGAGCGAAGAGAGAAAGAAAGAAGCGAGAAUCAGCACAGAGAACGUUUGAGGGAAACGCAAAACUUACGUUGUAUAAUUUUGUAAUGUAAAAAGAAUGUUGAAUAAGCCAAUCCUUUGUUCUUGUUUUUAUUUAAAUUACCUAUGUACGUUUAUUUAGAUUUAAUUUAAUCAAACGAAAGAAGCGGAAAAUACAGAAAACAACAAAACACGA